Messenger RNA from Dentiscutata heterogama, 530 nucleotides. The record is from the annotation of a GenBank genome assembly. NCBI's taxonomy places the organism in Eukaryota, Fungi, Glomeromycota, Glomeromycetes, Diversisporales, Gigasporaceae.
AUGAAUAAAUGGUAUUGGAUUGUGCCGGCUGGCUUUGGACUUUUUACUUUACUUUAUGGAAUUCUUGCUGAACAACAAUGUCCAAAACUUUUUUGUGAAGGUCAAGAUUGCUAUUUUAGUUGUAAUUGCGGUACUGGUUAUAGUAUUUGCGAGUGUUUUUUUACUGAUAUUUAUCAUAAUUGCGUUAUGAGCGUAUUUAUUCCUGCUAUUGUCUUUAAUUCUAUUUGUUUUUUAACUACUCUUGUUUAUUGUCUAGUUAUAGUCAUUAAGAACAAUCUAAAUAGUAAAAAAGCACAAAUUCAACAAAUAGUAACAGAUAUGAAAAACUUGACAGUAGUAACAAAUGUUAGCAAUGUAGACGGAAUUCAAAAUAUUCAAGAUCACGAAGUUGUGAAUGAAGAAUUAGAAUUAGAAAAGGAAAUUAGGUUACUAGAAAAACAGAAAAGAAUUGCCGAAUUAAAAAAAGAAAUAAAGGAUAUAGAAUUAGGUGAAUUGUCAACUUCAAAAAAUAUAAUGGCUAAUACCAAAUA